This is a messenger RNA of Gallus gallus (chicken), 8086 nucleotides long. RefSeq names its product kinesin family member 13A (gene KIF13A). Gene Ontology annotation, biological process: microtubule-based movement; regulation of protein localization. Gene Ontology annotation, cellular component: adherens junction. NCBI's taxonomy places the organism in Eukaryota, Metazoa, Chordata, Aves, Galliformes, Phasianidae. The transcript has 41 exons. Bases 75 to 6161 code for a protein of 2028 amino acids. Gene Ontology annotation, molecular function: microtubule binding; ATP binding; cell adhesion molecule binding. The record is from RefSeq and is a predicted model, not a curated record.
GCCCCGGCCCGGCAUGGACGUUGGCGCUGCACGGUGCCGCUGAGCGGGGCCGCCCGGCGCAGAGGGGGGGAAAGAUGUCGGACACCAAGGUGAAGGUGGCCGUCAGGGUCCGACCCAUGAACAGGAGAGAGCUGGAGCUGAACACCAAGUGCGUGGUGGAGAUGGAGGGCAACCAGACCGUGCUGCACCCGCCGCCUUCCAACAGCAAGCAGGGAGAAAGAAAACCACCUAAGGUGUUUGCCUUUGAUCACUGCUUCUGGUCCAUGGAUGAAUCAAACACUACAAAAUAUGCAGGUCAGGAAGUGGUGUUCAAGUGCCUUGGAGAAGGAAUUCUAGAGAAGGCCUUUCAGGGAUAUAACGCUUGUAUUUUUGCCUAUGGACAGACAGGUUCAGGAAAAUCCUUUUCAAUGAUGGGUAAUGCAGAGCAGCUGGGUCUGAUCCCACGGCUCUGUUGUGCUUUAUUUCAGAGAAUCUCUGUGGAAGAAAAUGAAUCCCAUACUUUUAAAGUUGAAGUGUCCUAUAUGGAAAUCUACAAUGAGAAAGUCAGAGAUCUACUUGAUCCAAAGGGGAGUCGGCAGUCUCUUAAGGUUCGAGAGCACAAAGUGUUGGGACCAUAUGUAGAUGGCUUGUCUCAGCUGGCUGUUACGAACUUUGAGGAUAUUGAGUCAUUGAUGUCAGAGGGAAACAAAUCACGAACAGUUGCUGCAACCAACAUGAAUGAAGAAAGCAGCCGCUCUCAUGCUGUAUUCAACAUUAUAGUGACUCAGACACUUUAUGACCUACAGUCUGGUAAUUCUGGAGAGAAGGUUAGCAAGGUCAGCCUGGUGGAUUUGGCUGGUAGUGAGAGAGUGUCCAAAACAGGAGCUGCAGGAGAACGUCUGAAGGAAGGCAGCAACAUAAACAAAUCCCUUUCAACGCUUGGAUUGGUUAUAUCAUCACUUGCUGAUCAAGCAGCAGGGAAAGGGAGGAAUAAGUUCGUGCCUUACAGAGACUCUGUGCUCACUUGGCUUCUCAAGGACAAUCUGGGAGGAAACAGCCAAACUGCCAUGAUAGCCACAAUUAGUCCAGCAGCAGACAAUUAUGAAGAAACACUGUCUACUCUAAGAUACGCAGACAGAGCCAAAAGGAUAGUUAAUCAUGCAGUGGUGAAUGAAGAUCCAAAUGCUAGGGUCAUCAGAGAAUUACGCGAAGAAGUUGAAAAACUGAAAGAACAGCUCUCACAGGCUGAGGCCAUGAAGGCACCAGAACUGAAGGAAAAAUUGGAAGAAUCCGAAAAACUAAUAAAAGAGUUAACAGUCACCUGGGAAGAAAAGCUAAGGAAAACAGAAGAAAUUGCACAGGAGAGACAAAGACAGCUAGAGAGCAUGGGAAUUUCCCUAGAGUCUUCAGGUAUCAAGGUUGGAGAUGACAAGUGUUACCUGGUGAACCUGAAUGCAGACCCUGCACUCAAUGAACUUUUGGUUUACUAUUUGAAGGAUCACACAAGAGUUGGUGCAGAUACCUCUCAGGAUAUACAGCUCUUUGGUAUAGGAAUCCAACCUGAACACUGUGAGAUUGAUAUUGCUUUAGAUGGAGAAGUCACACUCACACCAAAAGAAAAUGCAAGAUCCUGUGUAAAUGGUACACUGGUAUGUUCUGUCACUCAGUUAUGGCACGGAGAUAGAAUAUUAUGGGGAAACAACCACUUUUUUAGAAUCAAUUUACCAAAGAGGAAACGACGAGAUUGGCUGAAAGACUUUGAGAAGGAAGCUUUGUUAGGAGAGCAUGAUCUGGAUGCAGCCAGUGAAGCUUCUUCAGAACCAGACUACAACUAUGAGUUUGCUCAGAUGGAAGUUAUUAUGAAGACACUGAAUAGUAACGGAGACGAAUUUCAGAUGAAUCUACCAUCCUGGUGGUCUUCAGUGUUGUCAUCCCUUGUGAAGACUCUGUUGCCUGUUUUAAGGUCUCAAACCGUCCCGUAUCUGUGCCAAAACUGGGAUAAAGACCCAGUACAAAAUGUGGUACAGAUCUUGGAGAAGCAGUACUUGGAAGAGAAACGGAGUGCUCUUGAAGAGCAGCGGCUGAUGUACGAACGUGAGUUAGAGCAGCUGCGGCAGCAGCUCUCUCCAGAAAGGCAGCAUCAGCAUGGUGGCGACAGACUCUCCUACACUGCUCAGACUGCACAGCAGAAAGUAAAUCUGUGGACAGAAGAGAGGGAUGAAUUGUUUCGACAGAGCCUGGCUAAACUUCGAGAGCAGAUAGUGAAAGCAAAUACGCUGGUGAGAGAAGCAAACUUCCUAGCAGAAGAAAUGAGUAAGCUAACAGAUUACCAAGUAACGCUUCAAAUCCCCGCUGAGAACCUCAGUGCCAACAAAAAGAGGGGUGCAAUAGUGAGUGAGCCUGCUAUUCAAGUGAGAAGAAAAGGAAAGGCUACUCAAGUGUGGACUAUUGAGAAACUGGAGAACAAACUGAUUGACAUGAGAGAUGUCUAUCAAGAGUGGAAGGAGAAAAUUCCUGAGAUAAGGAAGCUCACUGGCAAAAGAGGUGAUCCUUUUUAUGAAGCACAGGAGAAUCACAACUUAAUUGGUGUGGCAAACGUAUUUUUGGAGUGCCUUUUCUAUGAUGUUAAGCUGCAAUAUGCUGUGCCUAUCAUCAGCCAGCAGGGGGAGGUUGCAGGACGAUUGCAUGUUGAAGUAAUGCGAGUCACUGGGUCUGUCCCAGAACGUGUGGUAGAAGGAGAUGACUCAUCUGAGAAUUCUAGUGAGAGUGGAAGUCUGGAAGUCAUGGAUAACAAUGGAGAAAUUAUUCACAGAGCAAAAAAGCUCUCCUGCAGGGUAAAGAUAAAAGAAGCAACCGGACUGCCACCUAAUCUCUCCAACUUUGUCUUUUGUCAAUACACAUUUUGGGAUCAAUGCGAGUCAACAGUAGCAGCUCCAAUUGUAGAUCCAGAUGUGCCUUCACCUCAGAGCAAAGAUGCUCAUUUUACAGUGACCUUCUCUCAUUGUAGGGACUAUGUGGUGAAUGUCACAGAGGAGUUUUUGGAGUUCAUUUCAGAAGGAGCUCUUGCUAUUGAGGUGUGGGGUCACAGAUGUACAGGCAAUGGCACCUCUGUUUGGGAAGUUGACUCUCUUCAUGCAAAAACUAGGACACUGAGAGAUAGGUGGAAUGAAGUAACUCGAAGAAUAGAAAUGUGGAUUUCCAUACAAGAAUUGAAUGAGAUGGGAGAAUAUACUGCAGUUGAACUCCAUCAGGCAAAAGAUGUAAAUACGGGGGGGAUUUUCCAGCUUAGGCAGGGUCAUUCUCGCAGAGUUCAGGUGACAGUGAAACCUGUACAACAUUCAGGAACAUUGCCUCUCAUGGUAGAAGCAAUUCUUUCAGUCUCUAUAGGUGGUGUGACUGCCAGAUCAACCAAAUUGCAAAGGGGCUUGGACAGCUAUCAGAAGGAGGAGGAUGAUGGUGGUGAUAUGGAUAGUUACCAGGAAGAAGAUUUAAACUGUGUACGAGAAAGAUGGUCUGAUGCAUUGAUAAAACGCAGAGAAUACUUAGAUGAGCAGAUUCAAAAGAUCAGCAAUAAACAAGAAAAAUCUGAGGAUGAUAUAGAACGAGAAGCUCGGCUGGUAGAACAGUGGGUAGGGCUGACGGAAGAAAGGAAUGCGGUCUUUGUUCCAGCACCAGGCAGUGGAAUCCCCGGUGCACCUGCAAAUUGGAUUCCACCUGCAGGAAUGGAAACACAUAUACCCGUCCUCUUCCUUGAUUUGAAUGCUGAUGACCUCAGUGCCAAUGAACAACUUAUAGGUCCCCAUGCAUCAGGAGUUAACUCAAUACUACCAAAGGAGCACGGGAGUCCAUUCUUUUAUCUGCCGAUCAUAAAACACAGUGAUGAUGAGGUUUCAGCCACUGCUGCCUGGGACUCUUCUGUCCAUGAUUCAGUGCAUCUGAAUAGAGUAACUCCUCAAAAUGAGAGGAUUUACUUAAUAGUGAAGACUACUGUGCAGCUCAGCCAUCCUGCUGCAAUGGAACUGAUCUUACGGAAAAGGAUUGCAGCCAAUAUUUAUAACAAGCAGAGUUUUACCCAGAGCCUGAAAAGGAGAAUAUCCUUGAAAAAUAUAUAUUACGCCUGUGGAGUGACCUAUGAAAUAGUAUCCAAUAUACCAAAGGCCACGGAAGAAAUUGAAGAUCGUGAGACCUUAGCGCUGAUGGCUGCAAGGAGUGAGGAUGAGGGUACAUCCGAUGGUGAAACUUACAUUGAAAAAUACACACGUGGAGUACUGCAGGUGGAGAACAUUUUGAGUCUUGAACGGUUAAGACAGGCAGUUACAGUCAAAGAAGCACUCUCUACCAAAGCAAGAAACAUCCGCAGAAGCAUGAGCACACCAAAUGUCCACAAUGUAUCCUGUAGCCGAUUAGAUCUUUCUGCCUGUGAUGAUGAUGAUAAGGGUUGGUCUGAAAGUCACCUAGAUAUGUCUGACUGUUCUUCCAGUUAUCAAGAUGUAUCAUGCUAUGGUACUUUACCCAGGGAGUCACCACGCAAGAACAAAGAUGGCAGCGGUAUUGUGUCUGAGAAUUCUCAUGCUUUAAUGGCCAGCCCUUUUAAAGCAUUUUCUCCUCAACCACCCAAGUUUUUCAAACCCUUAAUGCCAGUGAAAGAGGAACAUAAAAGGAAGACCCCACUUGAAAGUCGACCUCUGCUUAGUCAGGAGAGUAUGCCUUCAUCUCAGGUGCAUUGUGCUGGCUGUGUUGUGCCUUCAGGAAGUAAUGCCAACAGCAUGCCUGUAGAAAGCAAUAGCAUACAUGAGGAAAAGAUUGACUCUGAGGAGGAAGACAGUGAGUUGGAGGCCAUUCAUAAGAAACUGACAAGUCCACAAAGUUUUAAAAAUUUCCGACCUUAUGUACCAGAGGAAUUUGCUGACUUCAGUGUUUACAAUGCUAGCCUGGAAAACAGGGAGUGGUUUUCUUCUAAAUCAGACUUCAUGAGUUCACGUGUUCUUGAGAAAGAGGUAUCCCGCAGCCCCACCACUAGCAGUAUCACUAGUGGUUAUUUUUCCCACAGUGCCUCUAACGCUACUCUGUCUGACAUGCUUAUUCCCUGUAGUGAUAGCACAGACCAGCUAGCCUGUCACACAAAGGAACUGGACUCUAAUGACCCUUCAGGAUCAUCUCUUGCACAUGAUAUAAGAUCUUCUUUGAACAAGGAAUUUUGUGAGGCAGAAAAGGAGUUAACGAGAGAAAAGUUACCUGCGUUACCACUGAACGAAAACAGUGCCUUAACAGAACAAGUUCCACUGUCCCUCAAUGCCACUGACAAAGGCUCUCAGCAGUUAUCCAGAGCUGGAUCAUUUUCAGCUCUGAGCUCCUCAGAUGGCAGAAAUACCUGUCAUGCAAUUGAAUUUUCAGCGCGUGAAGCUACGGUUGAGCACACAAUGGAGAUUGUUGAAGACCACUCAUUUACAGAGUUUAUGGGUGUCGAAGAUGGAAAAGAUUUUGACCACUCAGCAUCUCCACAACCCUGUUCUGUUGUAUCCUCCAAUGGAGUGAGCACCUCGGAGUUAUCCCUAGGAACUGACAAGGAGCAGGACGCGUGUGGGGGCCAGCUGGGCUCUGCAGCAGCAGGCAAUCAGCUUGCAAAUGCUGUGGGAAGGCCUUUGUUAGUAAAAGAGACUUCAGACUGUGAGACUUAUCCUGAUAUUUCCAUAGAUGAUUUUACUGGGAAGGACCACUUGGAUGGGUCCGACUGUGAAGACAGUGCUUCUGCAGACCAAGCCCAUGUCUUGCCUAGCUGGGUGGCAGUGGGUGAACAAGUCUGUGUUGGAAGCAAUAAGGUGGGCACAGUGAGAUAUGUUGGAACGGUGGAUUUUUCAGCUGGAGUCUGGGUUGGAGUUGAACUAAACGUUCAGUUAGGGAAGCACGACGGGACUGUCAAAGGCAGAGAGUACUUCCACUGCAAACCACGGCACGGGGUGUUUGUUCGCCCCGGGCGCCUCAGUAAGGCACCAGCAUCCACGAGGAAAUGCAGUAGCACUUCACGGUCUCAGGCGUCUUCCACUUCAGAGAAACGGAGGAGUUCUGUACUUCAGGGCUCGUCAUCCACUCCCAAAGCAGGAGAAGGCCUCUGUCAUUCGGGAGAUGCGGCGGCUUCUGCUUUUUCUAGGAAACAAGAGAACAGGAAAUCGUGGAUUAACUGAACUGCAGUAUUUUUGCACUUACUACACAUAUCACUGUGUGGAAAACUUUAUGGAUUUUUGAAGCUCUUGUACAUUUUAAUCUGUCCAUACAGAACGCGUAUUCUCUAGGGUCCCCGACUUCUCUAAUUUUUUUAUAAAUAAUAUAUAUUAUAUAUAUAUGAAUGUGUAUCUAUAGUUUGUCUGCCAGUGGGCAGAUACGGCUGCACACUAAAAUACAGUUAAAGCUGACGUGUAGAUAAUGGAGGUACUGGACUAUUUGUUACGCAUCGACAUGGGAGAUAUAUUUUAAGCAACUAAAAAUAUUUUAUUGUGGACAAACAGGCUGUAAAUCCGUGUUUGGAAAAAGACUGCGGUUUGCUGUUUUUCAUUACCAAAGAACUCGUUUUAGACUGACACGUUUGCUGUUUAUAUCUUUCUAUUGUAAAUGUUUUAACUGAUAACGUGGUGCCAUUCUCCCUUCAGUCGUGGGGCACCAAGCAGCCUUAUGUUCUGUGUUUAAGCACACUGAAAUAUCCAACUGCUUCGUAUUUCUUGUCUUCCUAGAGGCCUGCCACUGUGCUGAAUUGGCAUUGUACCGAGGUGACUGACAAUGCCCGAAGCUGUUAGUCUGGUAUUUUGUGUGUUACCGUAAACCAGCCGGGCAGUUUGACUGCAGAAACAGUAUUACUGCAAGGGUGUGAUAGGACAACACUUUGGGGUUUGUCUGGGGGGGGGGUUGGGGCGUGGGGGGGAAGCGGGGAAACAAGACACAGUAGAUGGAUUGUGACUGCAGACUUUGCACUUGUUACUUGCUGGUUAUUAUCAAGAUGAAAUAGAACCUGCGAAAGUAAUUUUAAUCUGUAAAGUUUAUGUUAAUAAUGGGAAUGAUGGAGGGAUUUGUGUCUGGUGCUCAUGAAUUCCUACGAAGGUUGUUCCACGUGUAGAUACUGUAGAUGCCUGUACAAGUGUUCUGGGUGUUUGUAAAGUAACAUGGUAAAAAAUGAGUGACGUGAGUGGCCUGCUGUACCUGUUCUUUGUUCUGAGCAAGUGAGUGACUGAGAUACCUGGGACCUUACUGACAAGCUGCUGUUCUUUCUCUGAUUGUUGUGUACAGUAAGCGGACUCUAGUGUGUUACUAUUUACUGUAAAGAACUGUAAUUUAUAUACUGCCAAUGCUGUAUUUAAUUGGUACAGACCUAUUGCGUGUUAGAAUACAGACUGUUUACUUGGGAUUUUAAAGACAUCGUUUUGCUUAUAUUUGAUACAUUUAGGUUCCACGGUCACAUAAGAAGCUUAAUGCCAUUACUAGCUGAUGGUGCUCAGAUGCAAAAUACUUUGUAAAAAUGCUGAAGGACUGCAAUGGGAGUGGAGCACUUGAUGAUGUUAACCUGUAUGAACGCUGGCUGGCUCCUGUGGCACAAGAUGAGCGCAGCCCGUGUGGAUACACCUUCCUCACCUGCUGCCUUCCCUGCUCAGGGGAGCAGAGCUGGGUGACUCCUGCCAGGGAACGGCACAGGCACUGAGAGCUUGUGGGCCGGGGAGAGCGGGCAAGUUCCUGGAAGGCAGACUCACUGCUAAAGACGUACAUCCCUCAUCCAGGCAGCUGGGAGGUGCUGUGCCAAGGGAGCAGGCGCAGUGUGUCGUGCUUGCCCUUGACAUGGCCUUUGCCAGCACUGAAACAGGAUACCGACGUGCUUGCGUUAGUUGAUUCUGGUGGAAUGAAGGGCUUUGCAGAAGAUGUCUUUUUCAUGCUUUUGGAGUCCACCCAGAGUUGCUUUUGUGAUGCAUUAACGACGAUUCUUGCUGGAAAAAAAAUUACCGUAAUGGAAAAACUUGUUUACACGGGAGUAUUUUAUCAGGCACAGAUGACCCUAAAACACUGUCAAGUAUCUUGAAGUUAAUUUUAGAUGUCACUUUAACCUUUUUAUAAAGCUUUUGAAAAAAUA